Molecule: messenger RNA, 2736 nt
Organism: Pseudomyrmex gracilis
Lineage: Eukaryota; Metazoa; Arthropoda; Insecta; Hymenoptera; Formicidae
Gene: DCP1
Product: mRNA-decapping enzyme 1A
Exons: 4
Coding region: 185-1546 (453 amino acids)
Biological process (GO): positive regulation of catalytic activity; deadenylation-dependent decapping of nuclear-transcribed mRNA; deadenylation-independent decapping of nuclear-transcribed mRNA
Cellular component (GO): P-body
Molecular function (GO): enzyme activator activity; mRNA binding
Source: RefSeq, a predicted model, not a curated record
AGCGUGAAAGCAGCUGCUUGUGUUAUUUGAAAAUACGUAGUUUCUCGCAACCGUAACAAGCCGGGCGAUCCGAGCGUUUGUGGUGAAACGUAAUAAUAACGUACCUUUGAUCUCUGAGAUAAUUUAUUUAGGCCGCCGGCGAGUAUCGUAAUUUUUGUUUUCCCAAUCGUUUGUCAUCAUCGUCAUGACGGAUCGGACGGAACUGAGGAUGAACGUGGCCGCGUUAAAACGAGUCGAUCCCUACGUUAAGAACAUCCUCGAGACCGCGACUCACGUCGCUCUGUACACAUUCAACGCGGAUGAGAACGAAUGGGAGAAAACCGACAUUGAAGGCGCUUUGUUUCUCUACUCGAGAAACGGCGAGCCUUACAACAGCAUCCUCAUAAUGAACAGAUUGAAUACAAAUAAUUUAGUAGAACCAGUUUCGCCGGGUUUAGACUUGCAACUGCAGGAACCAUUUUUGCUAUACAGAAAUUCUAGAGGUAAUAUUUAUGGUAUCUGGUUUUAUGAGAAAGAAGAAUGUGUGCGUAUUGCAAAUAUGCUAAAUGAACUUCUGAAGGAAUGCGAAGAAAGCCUCAAGAUCAAUAACAAGCCUGUAGUUAAGGCUAAGAAAACAUCGGGAUCUAAUGUAAACAAUGUAGAUAUAUUCAGUAUGCUCAGCAAGGCGCAAGAAGAUUUUAAUACAAGUAGAAGCAGCGGAGGAGGUAAAGGCAGCGGUGAUAGCGGCAACAAAGUGAGAUCAAAAUCUCCAUUGUCAUCUACAACUGACAAUGUUAGCGGACCUCUGGCAGCUCCCUUAGGACCUGACGUUACUUCGCAAAGUGUAAUGGACUUUUUUGCAAAAGCAAAAGUAAAUCCAGUACAUUUUAAACCAAGUGAUCAACCCGCUCCUGGUAACGCCGUUGCAAUCGAGACCAAACCGUUUUUCGGACGUUUUCCGUCUUAUCCGGCGGCGCACACUCUAGAACAUAUUGAAAAACAACAAAGAUCCAUAACGCCGCAACCUUCGACCCAAUCGCAAUCGACGCCAAUUUCUUCUACGAAUAAAUCUAAAAAACGAAACAAAACGACUCAACAAGAAUCGUUAGUGUCCACAACGGCACCGACGGCGCCGGUCACGCAAGAUCUUCCACUACCUGUCACACGGACUAAUAAUGAUUCGAACGGGUCGACUGGAUUUCUCAGGAUACAGUCGCCAACCAAUACGUCCACUUCGAAAACUUCUAAAGCUUCAGACAUUACUAAUGCCAACAACGCUAAUCCUCUCGCAUCAUUAUUUGCUCACGCUUCUGGAAGCACAUCAUCAGACGAUAUUAUGCCUGCGGCAGCACCCACGUUGUCAGGAAGAGGAUCAGCGCCAGCUUUAAUACCUCCUGUUAUGUUCGCUGCGUCUAGUCCCUCAUCAGAACCUUUGAACAGACCUCUGGAACCAUUGACGAGGAAUCAGCUUUUACAAGCGUUCAAUUACUUGUUAAAAAGUGAUCCGGACUUCAUCAAUAAGCUUCACGAGGCCUAUGUUAAAUCAUUCGGAGAAAUACUCUCUUAAAUUUUACUCCGUACCCAUCACCAAUGUUACUGAGAAAACCUAUUUUACGGGUUAUGACUGAAAAAAAAAAAAAAAAGAAAAAGAAAAAAAGAAAGAAAAAAAAAAGAAACAAGCUAAAUCUCAAUUAUACCUAGACGUAUGGUACGACAUUUGUACAUACGUAGGUAUAAAAUUUAUAAAUGCUUGAAGAGAAUCAAUUUGACUUUAAAAGAAACUGGAGUUUCUUUUAAAACAAAAAAAAAAUUUUUUUGUUUUCUCGUUCCAGGUCUAUAACAACAAAGUAAUAAAAUAGAAGACAACAUAUAUUGCAAUAGAACUGGCGCGAUUAAUAUAUACUUUUUAACGUUUACGCCUACUUCCUCGCUCUUUUCUCGAUUUCCUAUUUGUUUGUUAAAAAAUUUAAUUUCGAAUUGUCGAGCCCGAGUUAACCUCCGUCGAGUUAUUUUAAUUAUUUGCUGGAUUUAAACGAUUUCUUGUCGGACAUAAAAAAAAAAACUCCAGUUAUCCUGCCAGAUUACUGCAAUCGAAUCGAUGCUGAGUAUAAUACGGACAUUUAAUAAGUGACCAACAUAUCGGCCGCGUUACUGUUGGAUGGCAAUUUUUUUUUCACAGGAAAGUCACAAAUAAUUAAUUACAAAAUGAUUGAAAAUCAACAAAGAUUUUGGUCUGGUUCACAGAUUUUAUCUUAAAACUGUCUGUUUUGUUUAUCCGUUUUUGGUAAAUAAAUUUAACUCGCAAAUAAAAACUCGUUCGCAUACUGGCAAGUACAAGUUAACAAAUUGCAACGUCAUUCCGCUGGCUAGUAAAAAAACGAAAAAAAUCGAACCAAGCCAACUAUUCUAUUUGGAAUUAAACAAAUUCAAAGAAACAAGAAGAGAGUAGGGAAGAGAACACUAAAGAUAAAGACGACGAAUUGCGCCGGCUCUCUUUACAAGAAUCUUGAACAGUAUUUUUUUAUAAAAUAAUAAUGCGCUUAAUUCGUGAGAUGACUCGAAGUACGUACGGAGAGAUGGUGAUUUGGUAAUAAAAGACAUUUAAAUGAAAUAAAACAAAAAUGAAUGAAUGAAUGAAUAAGUAAGAAAAACAAAAAACAAACACUUGAACUUGAAGAAAAAAUCAACUGGUAGAACUUUUUCAAAUCGACGAAAUACGUGCUCUACUGGAAAAAAAAAACAAAAAAAAAAAAAAAA